Diuraphis noxia (Russian wheat aphid) is the source of this 5314-nucleotide messenger RNA. Its product is annotated as PR domain zinc finger protein 10-like. The record is from RefSeq and is a predicted model, not a curated record. Lineage: Eukaryota; Metazoa; Arthropoda; Insecta; Hemiptera; Aphididae. Gene Ontology annotation, cellular component: nucleus. Gene Ontology annotation, biological process: regulation of transcription by RNA polymerase II. Gene Ontology annotation, molecular function: DNA-binding transcription factor activity, RNA polymerase II-specific; protein binding.
UAAAAAUCGUUAAAAUGAUGUUCGUAAAUCAUUAUUCAUUAGCCUUUUUCUAGAUCUCUAAAAUGUCUAAUUGUUGUACGUGUAACACUUUGUAAAUAUGUAAAUGCCGUAAACCAUAAAAAUGUUGACUGUCGUCAUUGCAUUAUCGUUUGUUUUAAAUUGAAUACAUUUUGGUGUAUCCUUAUUGAUAUCACACAAUUAACUAAGUAAAACUGUUCAACAAUGGACUUAAAACAAGGUUCAAGUACUGAUUGGUGUYCAGAUGAUUUUGAUCAACAUGAUAUCAAUAGACCAGGACCUUCAGGAAUGAAACACAACACGGGUCAUUUUGUGAUUGGCGGUAUGAAGUUUAAAAAUAUUGAUUUCAUUAAAGAUACCUUCACAGAUGAUAGUAUUGUAUUAUCAGAUACCAACGGCCGUCCAUUUGAUGUACUAACCAACAAUGAUAUGCAUUCCAUGGCAGUUCUUGAUAACCAAGCUACAGAUUUUGGAAUGACUAAACACUCACAAACUGUAAUGUUACCAGAAUACAACACUAUGUCAGAAGUGGAGACUUUGGUAUCAAUGCCAGAUCAGUAUUUUCAAAAUGAUUUAUAUCACAUUAAAUCAAAUAAUAUGUCUCAAGUCUCUAAUAGACAUUCAGUCAUGGAUAGUUUAUCACAUGACAAUUCUUUGGUGCAAAUUGAUCAGUUAUCAUUUAUUCCCAAACAAACUGAUAAUUUUGUCAAUAAUCUGGGAAGUAAUCAAGAUUUGAUUUUAGAGACUGGGAACAAUCGUUUUAUCUUUUCAGAAAAUGGUGGUAGUUAUAUUGAAGUGACUUUGAAAGAUAAUAAUGUGUUAAAUAAUGAUGGAAAUGAAUUUUAUACUGUACCACAGUCUAGAUCUAUUCAAAAUAAUCAUAUUGCCCAAAAAAUUGUGUCCAUAGAUGAUUUAAGUUUAUUAUCUUCUCCAAAAUCACAUCAUAAUGUAGAGUUACUAGUCAACCACGAAGAAUUAGUGGACAAUAUAGACACUUGUGAUAUAGCAGUUGUUGAUGAAUCACAAAUUCCACUUAACACUAGUCAGUUAAAAGGAAGAAUCGAUGAAGGAUCUGAAAGUGUUUCUCUUGAUGUUGAUCAUCAUCAACAUAGUUCAGGUUUUCAAAGAAUGUCCAAAGAAACAAUUGAAAAGAUAGCAGAAGAAUUUGUUAGACAACCACUCUGUAUUGAUGAAGAUAUUAGUAUUAAUUUUAUCAGUAGAAUUAAUCCAAAGCCACCUGCUCUAAUAGAAUAUUGGUGUGAAGAUUGUAAUAAGCUAUAUCAAAAUGAAUCAAACUGUCCAAUACAUCGAGUGAGUAGUAUCAUUGAUCUAGCUGUACAAACUAGAGCUAGAGCAUCAUUACCUGCUACACAUUUAAGAAUUAUGAAGAUUAAAAAUCAAGAAAAUUUAAAUAAUAAGUUUGGAGUAUUUGCAAGAAAAACAAUUCAAAAACAUACCCAGUUUGGUCCAUUAGAGGGUGUUAAUAUCAAGGAUGAAGAGUGUGUUGAAGAGUCUAUGAAUGAUGAGUUUAAAUAUUUGUUGGAAGUAGAUAAACAGUUUAGAAGAAUUGAUGUUUCAAAUGAAGAUAAAUCCAAUUGGAUGUGUUUUGUGCGACCAGCAAAAACAAAACACGAACAGAACAUGAUUGUUGACCAAAUCGGGGAUUAUCUUUAUUUUACAACUACAAGAGCAAUUUACCAACGAGAAGAGUUACUCGUUGGAUACAGCACAUUUUAUGCACAUAAACGAGGCUUACAUGUAUUAUUGCCUGCAGUUAUCAAUCAUGGGAUUUCGUCUUCUCUUGCACGAAAAACGUUUAAAUCGUUGAAAAUAUCACAGGAGCUGAACAGACCAUUGUCAGAACAUUUUAGAAAUAAUCUAUCAAGUAAAGGAAAAAUGAUGUUCUCAUCACCGACGACUUGCAAGCAUAUGACAUUAAAAAGAAAAUUAUCCAAUCGAUUUGGUAAAAAUAAUUCACAGUGUAAUCUUUGCGUCAAUGCAAAGAAUAAUUCUAAAAACAACUAUAGAAUGAAAUUAAGAUCGAACAAUAGCAUCCAACAUAUUUGGCUGUGUAUGUCUUGUGAUUUGAAAUUCUCAAAACGUGAAACAAUUUUAAUACACAUCAAAUUGCACGAAGAUGAAUUUGAUGCCGAACAAGCAACGUUAACUGAUACCAGUUGUCCAGAAUGUAAUUCUGAAUUUCAUCAAACCGAAGAACUAAUUAAACACGUUUACGUGCACAGUUUUACGGAUAACCGAAUGGGCCUAGGUGGAACCUUUUAYAACUGUUAUCAGUGUGAGAGGAGAUACAGGAAUGCUAUCCAUCUAAGGGCUCAUCAAGCAAAACACAAGGAAAAUGAACUCAAGCCGUACAAAUGUAACAUGUGCGAUAAGCGUUUUUUGAACACAGUCGUCUUAACGUGUCACGUGCGCACCCAUUUUGAGGGUGUAAUUUACGACUGUCCUAUGUGUCGCCUGACAUUUGUUGAUUUGAAAUCAUUAAAGGGACACGUAUAUUCCCACGCAGUGAACAACAUCUUCUAUUGCCCGAUGUGCCCUCUCCAAUUCAAUACUUAUAAGUUGAUCAGAAAGCACAUCCGAGCCCGGCAUCAUGGCAUUGAGUUUGGUUGCGAAUAUUGCAAUAGUUCGUUCAAUAGUCGUUUCAAUCUCAAUUUACAUAUGCUCAGCCAUUCGGACCAAAGGGAUUUUUUGUGCACCAUGUGUGGUAAACAGUACAAGAGAAAAGACAAACUGAAGAUACAUAUGAAUAAAGUUCAUUAUUCUAAGAAAAAGCCAUCGAAAACUCAAUUAAAAUUAGAAGCGAGAGCGGAGAGAAAAGCACAACAAAUUCAAAUGAAAACAACUAAAUCAAUGUUGGAGUACGAAAGUUCAGAGUUCAGGUGUGAUAAAUGUUUGGUGGGUUUCAAAAGAAGAGGCGUUUACGUAAAUCAUUUGGUUCAGAGACAUCCCGAAAUAAGUCUUGAUUCUGUGCCGUCGCUCAACCAACCGGUUGCACCUAAAGCUAAAAUGUACAUGUGUUUGUACUGUGAUAAAAUGUACAAGACUAACGCUAAGCGGAAAUCGCAUAUACUUAAAAAUCAUCCAGAUUGUGAACUCCCCGAAAAACCGACUGAUAAAACGGUUACCAUUGAUGACGGCCCGUCCAGCAAUCAAAUGGAUAGCAGCACUGUCGCCACUGCGUCGUCUCAGGCGCACAGUUGCCAGUGGUGUUACAAACAAUAUGUGUUAAAAAAUAAACUGUUAAGACACCAACGGGCACAUCACUACCACUUGUUGCCUCCUUCCCUACAAGAACCACAACCAUCGAAAAAGCUCGGACAUAAAGUAAAAAAAAUAGAACAACCCCCUCAAACGGUUAAUAUUCAGUUUACCGAUACGGAUGGUUUCGAAUUAACGGCCACCGACAUACAGCUGGACAAUCCAAUCGAACCGGGCAGCAUAAUAGCCAUCAAACGGCCCAUAAAAAAUAAUUCCGAGUACAUGACGCAGGCCAUGCGAGACUUGGGCUUGAGCCCAGCCGACGAUGAACUGAACGAGGAGCAGUACUACCGGAUAUUGGACACGCAGGGUGACGUGGCUUACGCCCAGGCCAUCGAUCCGCCGGUCACCUUACUCACGUUUGACGGCCAGACUAUUCAACAGGUGCUGUCUUCUUGCGUGCCGGCUACUUUACCAAUUUCUGACGGUUGCUCGACAAUGACGACAACAACCGGAAGCAACUGCAUGGCGACGACUGAUGGUCUUCAGUAGCAACACCACGAUGACCACCAACGCCGCCGCCGUCGAGAUCAUCGCCUUUCCUCGGCGUCAGACGUUUAAGAUCGCGUGCUGCUUGCUUUCUCUGUGUUAGGACGUGCCAACGUGAAUUUGGUAAUGUCGAAAAAAAAAUCCCAGAGUAUCGAUCGUCCAUGUUUCUUGUCGCCGUGUCCUGUUUUCAUAAUGUCAUUCCUCUCCUCUUCCCGCGGAUCUAAUACUGGGACACAGCUCGGGUCUUGGUUGUUGUUUGGGAAAACUUCCGAGUCGUAUMGUGUUGCGUUCCGACGCAUAAAUAAGUGUCUCAGACUUUUGGUUGGUUCGCAGGUCGAAUAUGAAUUAGGGUAUAAACUUAAGAAAAAAAAGUAUUACUAGAGUAAAUGUUUGAACUAAAUGCAUACAUAUUAUAUACCAAAUUUAUGUAUGUGUUUGCCGGUAGGUAUAGGUAUAAUUACGUGAUAGAGUGUUUCUUUUCCUUUUGUGCUUUAUGUAUUUAAGUACACACCACAUUUUAAUUUUAUUUCAGCAAUUUUCUUCGCCAAAGUGUGAUGUGCAACGAAUGUAAUUGCUGUAACAUAUUAAUACURGUCAAUCUCUGUGCUUGUGUAUUUGUGAUCAUAAUGAUAGAAUUAUAGUAUACGAGACAUAAUCAUUAAUCAUAUUAUGAUUAUUUUUCUGAAUCAUAUAUUCCUUGUUUAAAAUAAAUUUGUUUAUUAUUGAUUUUAUUUUUCAUUCUUGAAUGCUUUCUUCUGUGUUUGUGUACAAUUCAUUGUUUCGGAAACAAGUCUAAGUUAUUGUUGUUUUGAGGUUUAUUUUCAAGUAAACAGAGUGUGUCAUAAUAGUUUCACAAUUGAAUUUUUGUAUUAAAGUUAUAUUUAAAUAUUAUGGCACAUACUCCUUUAUCUUCUCUUCUACUUUAUAUUAUGGGGAAUCUAUAAGCUAUAAUAAAUAAAUAAGUAACUUAUUAUACUGAUAUACAUCGACUGUAUGAAUCUUAAUAAUAUUCGUUUUACUUUUUACUUAAUAUAUUUGUCUAAAAGUUUACGUUUUCACAUAUUAAGUAUCUAGUUGUAUGAUAUUAUAACUAUACAUUAUUAUAAAAUUGACCUUAUUAUUAGUAAGUUGUUAUCAUAGAUUUAUUUUUAAUAAUAUKUUAUUUGAUGUGUAUUAGUUUCAUUGUUCAUCUAUUGCGUACAUAAAAUGUGAUGUUAAUUUUUAUUAUUAUAUUAAUAUAUAAUGGAUAAAUUAAAAAAUGAUAUUGCAUGGUAUACUAUACCUUGUACCAAAUAAGAGCGUACCAAAUUUAUGUAACAAAACCGGUUUUGUCUGUGGCCGCCCGGUGCGCUCUUAUUUGGUACGGAGUAUAAUUAAGUUGAUAAUUCAAUAAGUUUCACGUAUAGCACAAUGUUUUGGUCAUGUAGCAGUAACUUCACCAUAAUUCCUUUACUGUCUGAAGUUUUUAUAAAAUUAAACAACAUUGUGUUAUUUUAUUAUAUCGGUAAUGUAUUGUAUAGGUAAUUGU